This is a messenger RNA of Stylonychia lemnae, 3366 nucleotides long. The record is from the annotation of a GenBank genome assembly. Lineage: Eukaryota; Ciliophora; Spirotrichea; Sporadotrichida; Oxytrichidae.
AUGGAAGUACAUUUCCAUUCUAAAGACAUGGUUGAUAAAAAUUUCCCAAAUACAAACAGAGCACCUUUAUCAAUGAUUGGUACUUUUGCAAUAGUUCUCAUUUUCACUAUGCUUAAAGAGGCAUUUGAAGAUAUCUAAAGACACAAAUAGGAUAGAGAUCUGAAUAACAAGGAGUCUCUUGUUUUUGAUCUUAUGUAACUGAAAUUCGUUAAGAGAAAAUGGCAUGAAAUUAAAUCAGGGGAGUUAAUUAAAGUUUUGAAAGAUGAAGAAUUUCCAGCCGAUAUGGUAUUUUUAAAAUCUGAUAAACAGACAGGAAUAGCAUUUACUAAUUUGAAAGAAAAAGUUGCACCUAAAGAUGUUUUAAAGCUAGAAAUAGCUCAUCUUCUACAAAUGUCAGGAAUCUUAACUUGUGAUUCCCCUAAUGAAUACUUAGAUCGAUGGGAUGGAAAUAUUACAACUUAGUUGUAAGGAAAGUAGCUUGUAUUUAACACAAGCUUAAAGACAUUACUUCUAAGAGGAUGCACCCUAAGAAAUACUGAAUUCGCUAUUGGUAUCGCUGUUUACACAGGUCCGGAAAGCAAAAUAAUGAUGAAUGCUAAAAAGCCACCUACUAAAAUUAGUAAUGUUUAAAGAAAGAUGAAUUAAAUGUUGUACUCUGUCUUUGCAUUCCAGCUUAUCCUUAUUUUGAUAUACGCUAUUCUCUCAGUAUUCUGGAUUAAAAAUAAGGCACCAACUCAUUAUUACUUAAGUUUAGGAAAAGAUCCAGGUUUUGGAGAUUUCAUUAUAUAGUAUCUGACCUAUUGGAUUUAUGACAAGGAUACUGGAUUUUCCCUUUGUAGAAAUUCUGAUUUGAUUGAAGAGAUGGGAUAGGUUGAAUUCAUUUUUUCAGAUAAAACAGGAACUUUGACUUGUAAUAUUAUGGAGUUCAAACAAUGCUCUAUCAAUGGAAAAAUUUAUAAAAGCCUAGAUGAAGCAAAACGUUUAUUUCAAAAUUCUAAUCAAAGCAAUAAAGAUCUCUAGGAUAUUCAAGCCUGUCAUGAAUUCUUCAGAUUUAUGGCUGUUUGUCAUACAGUUGUUUUAGAUCAAGAUAAAAAAACUGGCUAAUAAAAAAUGUAGGCAUCAUCUCCUGAUGAAUUAGCACUAGUUUAAGGGUCUGUUGAUGUUGGCUUUAAGUUUGUAGAGAGAACUCCAUAAUUCAUUAAAAUUGAAAUUGAAUAUCUGAAAAAUAGAGCAGAAAAAUACAAUAUAGUAACUGAAUUCCCAUUCGACUCAACAAGAAAAAGAAUGAGUUUAAUUGUUAAGGAAGAAAAAUCUGGAAAGCUAUAUUUAAUGACAAAAGGUGCAGAUUCAAUUAUGCUUCCUAGAACAAAUUUAUAAGUUAAGUAAAAGAAAGUAAUCGAAGAUCAUUUAUAUAAAUUUGCUUGCAGUGGUUUAAGAACUCUGGUAAUGGCUUAAAAAGAUCUGAAUGAGCAAGAUUAUAAAGCAUGGAAUAAAAAAUACCAACAAACAAUGGUUUCAAAUGACCCUAAAAAAGAUGAUAUGCUUAAUUAGCUCUAUGAUGAAAUGGAAACAGAUUUAAAAUAUAUAGGAUCUUCUGCUAUUGAAGACCUUUUACAAGAUUAAGUCCCAGAAACAAUCUAAAAUUUGAUGAAUGCUGGAAUCAAAGUAUGGGUUCUAACUGGUGACAAGCAAGAAACAGCUAUUGAAAUAGGCAAAAGUUGUAAUCUUAUAAAUCAAUCCACAAUGGAGUUAAUUAUUCUGAGUUCAAAGGAUAGAGAGGAGUUUAUGAAGAAAUUAACUGAUGCUGAAACUUAGAAAUCAAAAUUCGAAAAAAAAUCAAUUGUGAUAGAUGGCUAAACUUUGGCUAUUGUUCUAGAAGACAAUUCAACUUCUCAGAGAUUCUUUAAAUUUGGAUGUACAGCUAAUUCUGUGAUUUGCUGUCGUGUUUCUCCUAAACAAAAAUCAGAUGUAGUUGCACUCGCAAAACGAAAUGGUACUUGGAUUACUUUAUCAGUUGGAGAUGGUGCUAAUGAUGUUCCAAUGAUAAUGGAAGCUCACAUUGGAGUAGGUAUAAGAGGUAAGGAGGGGACUUAAGCUGUAAGAAGUGCCGAUUACGCAAUAGGCUAAUUCAGAUUUCUUCAAAAGCUAAUUAUGGCACACGGAAGAUGGGGAUAUCGAAGAGUUGCUAUCUUUAUCUGCUACUACUUCUACAAAAAUGUAAUUCUUGUCUUUUGUGAAAUAUACUUUGCAUUUUUCAAUGGGUAUUCAGGCCAGAUUUAUUUUGCAGAUUGGCUUCCGAUGCUAUACAAUGUGUUCUGGACUUCUUGGCCUUGCAUAUUUACAUUUAUUUUUGACAGAGACAUUGAUGGCGAUGCUUCUAUUAGAUCACCUGAUUUAUACUCAGCAGGACCUUAGCAUAUUUAUUUUAAUUUCAAAGUAUUUUGGAAAUGGAUGGGUUUGGCUCUAUUUCAUGGCUGGGUUUGCUAUUUCAUCCCAUAAUUAGGAUACAAAGGAAUAAUUAAUGAAAAAGGAAUCGAAGAUAGUCAUUGGUUUGUAUCUACCAUUUCCUUUACACUUUUGAUUGUACCAGUGAUAGCACUACUACCAGAUUUGACAAUGAUGUUUGUAUUCAGAGUAUUUUACAAAUCUCCAGCUGAUGUUGGUAUGCUGAAACUGAAAGACAAAGGAUAAACUAGAAGAAAUUACUAUAAAAAUGAAAAAGCAAAGUUAGGGCCAGAUAGUGAAUUUAAUAAUUCAAGUAAUGAUAUAGAAAAAGUACCUCUCAAAAAAGACCUAAAUGAAACUUCAGUCUAGAAAAUUUCUCAUUCCAAAGCUAAAAGUCACUCCCUUAAGAUAACUGCUCCGAAUGAUAAGAACUCCACUGAUUCAAGUCCUUAAAAGAAAUCAUCUGGAAAAAAAGAUGGUGAUGAGAAUAAGGACUUUUUUAAAAAGCAACUAGAAAAGAUGAAAUAAUUAAAGACAUUCGCUUAACCAACUCCUAGUCAGAAUGUGCUAUCACUUUAAACAGGUUCGAAUAUGAUAACUCAAGUAACACCAAGUCCAACUAACGAAUUUGAAAUAGGUCCUGGAGAACCUAAAAAGAAGAAGUUUAAAUCUCAUAGGCCUGGAUAAAAAGAUACAAAAGGUAGAUAAAUAGAUACUGACAGUGACAUUUACAACGUCUAUGACUUUAGACCCAAUAAUGGAGGAAAUGACACUACUAAUAUUUCAAGUGGAAGCAUUUCCCAUAAUGUUGGAGUUCAUUUACAGAAUAGACUAUUAAAUAAGUAAAAGCUUCAGACACAGAAAAAGAAUACUGAUGAAUUUGACAUUGAUGCUAUAGCCAAAGAACUCAAUCUUAGGUGA